Molecule: messenger RNA, 1739 nt
Organism: Nicotiana tabacum (common tobacco)
Lineage: Eukaryota; Viridiplantae; Streptophyta; Magnoliopsida; Solanales; Solanaceae
Source: RefSeq, a predicted model, not a curated record
UUUUCCUUAAUCCUGACCUACUCAUUCACAUAUUUAUUUCAGGCUUAUUUGCUAUUUGGGGAUGAAGAAUAUCUUUUCAUCUUCCAGGAAGCUUAUAAGGCUGCUAUGCACUAUCUCUUUAAUGAUCCUUGGUACGUAGAAGUAAAUAUGAAUUCUGCUGCCCUUGUCUGGCCUUUAUUUAACAGCCUGCAGGCAUUCUGGCCAGGUCUUCAGGUUCUAGCAGGGGAUAUUGAGCCUGCCAUUAGAACACAUGCUGCUUUCUUCAGCGUCUGGAGAAGAUAUGGGUUUACCCCAGAGGGUUUCAAUCUAGCUACGCUCAGUGUUCAACAAGGCCAGAAAAGCUAUCCUCUGCGUCCGGAAUUGAUUGAGAGCACAUAUUGGCUGUACAAAGCUACCAGAGAUCCCAGGUAUCUUGAUGCCGGAAGGGAUAUGCUAGCUAGCUUGCAAUAUGGUGCCCGAUGCACUUGUGGAUAUUGUCAUAUAUCCGAUGUUGAAUUUCACAAACAAGAAGAUCACAUGGAGAGCUUUUUCUUGGCAGAAACUGUUAAAUAUUUGUGGCUUCUUUUUGAUUUAGCUGCUGGUCCAGAUAACCUGGUUGAGAAUGGCCCAUACAAGUAUAUUUUCAGCACAGAAGGUCAUUUAUUGCCUGCAACUCCUCAAAUAUCCUUAGUACGCGAGCAUUGUUCCUACUUCGGAGCAUAUUGUAGGAACAUCAAGUUGAUACUGAAAACUCAUGCACCUGAGAGUGCAGAAACUAAUUCCAGUCACUCUCAAACACAACCUGCAGAUUCAAGUUUCUUAUCGCGCUCCAAUUAUCAAAGUUCCCCAUUUAUAACUGGUUUGAUUAAGGGACUCUGUCCAGGGCUAACCCAUGAACAAAGGUUUGGCAUAUCAUUCAUGGCUCCGGUGGAUCCAAGUAGUGAGGAUGAAAAUUCAAGUCAAAGGGAGACAGCUGAAGUUCAGAGUCAUUCAGUUGUGCUGAUUUCAGACCCCAAUUCUGAAAUUUCCCUAUCAAGUCCCCAUAGUGAUCAUGACAAUGAUCCAGUUCGUGCGCCACAAGAAAAGAGCCCCUCUUCUAAAGAAAGCAGAUAACCAGACUCAAUGUGUAAUGGAAUUUAGCCUCGUUAAAUUUGCUGUCCAUCAAAGGACUUCCCAACUCUGGUCAUGAUUUGGAAGGGGGUUCAAGCUUCAACAUCCUGGAAGGUGAAGUCAGGGUUCUGCUUGUAUAUGGUGAUUUAGCUUGAUACCUGUCGGUACCGAAGAUGGGCACUAGUGGCAAGAGCUCAAUUUGCUUUUUUCAGAGUGCCAUGAUUCUUAGAAUGGUUUAUUAGGAGUCUCAGUCAUAUGCAUAAUACACAUAGAAGUAUCCUGCAAGAAUAUAUGAAUCAGGAGGUGACAAAACAUGCCUAACAAGGUGUGAUCCAGGACUUUUUACUGUAUACUAAGUUUGCUAACAUUUAACUGAUGCGACGGAGUUGGGCAAGACGGAAUUUUCUGGUGAUCCCAGAUCAGAGACAGGAAGAGUGACUAAUCAAUUUUGUACACUUGAGAUUGCUACCACAAGGUAUUGAUUCUGUUUUCAGUUAUUUUCUACAGGCAGUGGUAUUAGUUUGCCCAAAUUCAAGUUUGUAAAUCAUGUACUCUAAUAAUAUCAGUCAGUGCCAGAUGGACUGUAUUUUUGGAGUUUUUUGGACCGCAUAUUUCUGAUUCUAUAAUGGAGUUUAAUUUAAAAUUUGUUA